CAUAGUCCUCUAACUUCGACUCCAGUGUGCCGCGCAGUGUGCGCAAAUUCAUAAACCCUCCCUCAGGUUUGGUGGUUUCUGAAUCUCGAGAGUUGAAACCAGGCGUGAAGACCCUCUUCACUCUCAAAGAAGAUGACAGCCUACAGAGAGAUAACUUCUGUUUACAUGGAACUCAGAAAUCUCCUGCAAAUCAUGGCCUCUGCCCACCCUAUUCUUGUGCUACAGUCCGGCCCAGAUCCUUUUCCCCUGGCCCGGCUCCCGACUGGAGACUGCGAACGCAACGCGGGGAACCUAGUGUGGGCGGAACUCUCGUGCAGCGGCCGGAGGCUUCCAGGGGAGAGGCAAAGGCGACGGGUCCGCGGAGGUAGAAAAGCGUCGGACGCCGGACCGAUCAUGGACGCUUGACAACCUGCGGGCAGGCGCCGGGAGGCCGAGACAGCGACCAAGAACAUAGAGGGGCGGCGAGAACAGAUCUCAAGGCCAGAGAAUGGCAGGUGAACAGAAACCCUCAAGUAACCUCCUGGAACAGUUUAUUUUACUAGCCAAAGGUACUAGUGGCUCAGCCCUCACUGCUCUCAUAAGCCAAGUCUUGGAGGCUCCUGGAGUGUAUGUCUUUGGAGAAUUGCUGGAGCUGGCCAAUGUGCAGGAGCUCGCAGAAGGAGCUAACGCGGCUUAUUUGCAGUUGCUGAACCUGUUUGCCUAUGGAACAUACCCGGAUUACAUAGCCAACAAGGAGAGCCUGCCAGCACUGAGCACAGCUCAGCAGAACAAGCUGAAACACCUCACCAUCGUGAGCUUGGCGUCCAGAAUGAAGUGUAUCCCCUACUCCGUGCUGCUGCGAGACCUGGAGAUGCGGAAUCUCCGGGAACUGGAAGACCUCAUCAUUGAAGCUGUCUACACUGACAUCAUCCAGGGCAAGCUGGACCAGCGAAACCAGCUGCUGGAAGUGGAUUUCUGCAUUGGCCGGGACAUCCGGAAGAAGGACAUCAACAAUAUUGUCAAGACCUUGCACGAAUGGUGUGAUGGUUGUGAGGCAGUCCUGCUCGGCAUCGAGCAGCAAGUUCUGAGAGCCAACCAGUAUAAGGAGGACCACAGCCGGACGCAGCAGCAGGUGGAGGCAGAGGUUACCAACAUCAAGAAGACACUCAAAGCCACCGCGUCCUCCUCGGCUCAGGAGAUGGAGCAACAGUUGGCUGAACGGGAGUGCCCCCCUCACGCUGAGCAGAGGCAGCCCACCAAGAAGAUGUCCAAAGUGAAAGGUCUGGUCUCCAGCCGCCACUAGGGCCGGCGGGGGCAGCUGGCACUCACCAGGCCUGGGUCAGGUGGGGAGGGGACACCAAGGGCCCGUUCACUCCCCUCUCUACCUUCAGUGAGUUCCAGACCUGCCCAGCCCCUCACCAGCACCUCCCCUCCCUGUUGGUACUGUUCCAGAAGAACCGUUAACUCCCUGCCCUUGCCCACUCCCUCCUGUCCCCAGUUCCCUUCAGACUCAGGGGCUCCACUGAUGCCAUCCCAACAGGGUCAGACACUGCCCAGCUUCCCUCCGGGAGGUUCUUGUCUCUGUUGAAGGGCUUGUCUCCCUCCCAGUUCUUUUGCUCCGUGUCAUUUUGUCAGGCUGCUUAUUGCCAGAGUCAGCUUUAACUGGCCCACAGGGAUGACUGCAAAGGAGGCCCCCCUGAGUGAUUCGGGGCGCUCCUCGUCCAGCCCGUGUACCACAGUACCCACAAUGGUGCAGGCAGUCUCUAGCCAAGGAUCAGAAUGCUGUGUUUUCCCUCUCCUGCCUUGUCCCUUGUCGGCAGCUCUGAUCAGGCCACAGAGGGAUGUGAUGCUGGGCUAUGUUUACUAAACCUGCGGGUUUCCAGCCUCUUAAGCCCAGCUCCAAUCUCUCAGCAGUUAGGAGCACCGGGCUGGCUGACGUCUGGUAUCAGCACCAGCGGAGGUGCCGUGGGCCUGCCCGGUGGCAGAACCUUCUUCCAGCUUGGUGUUCUCUGCUGCCUCCGACUGCUCAGACUGGUUUUCGGUGUGAAGGCUCCAGCUGCCCCCUGGGGCCGUCUGCCAACACUUGCUCUCCCAUGAUCUUUAAUUCCUCCCGGCUGUGUCUGUGGUAGGGAUGGUGGUGCCGCGGCCCCUCCCUCUGGGGAAGGACCUGUUGCUGCCUCUGUCUGUUCCUCCCCCCCGCCCCCCACUGAUGACCCAGAGCCCUCUGAUGAUGGCAUUCUCCUGGCAAGAGAAAAGGACUUGACUAGCCUUUCUGAACUUGAACAGUUUCAGGUUAUAUUUUAAUUUUUUUUUUGUACAGGUUCUGAUUCUAAUACAUUUCAACAUGCUUUUUUUCCC
Rhinolophus ferrumequinum (greater horseshoe bat) is the source of this 2337-nucleotide messenger RNA. RefSeq names its product COP9 signalosome subunit 7B (gene COPS7B). The transcript is spliced from 8 exons. Gene Ontology annotation, cellular component: COP9 signalosome. Lineage: Eukaryota; Metazoa; Chordata; Mammalia; Chiroptera; Rhinolophidae. Bases 488 to 1282 code for a protein of 264 amino acids. Gene Ontology annotation, biological process: COP9 signalosome assembly. The record is from RefSeq and is a predicted model, not a curated record.